AAGAAACGUCGAGAGGAAGAUGCUUCUGUAAAAACCAUCACGAGGUACUUCUCACCAUUAGUAAAGCCAGCAGAUAAAGUGUUGUCACCACCGAGGCCCAACAAUAUAUUGGGUUAUUUUAAAAAGACUUCCCUGACUGAGAGAGCUUCGUCGCCAGUCGUAGCUGGAGAAAAUAAAACACAGUUGGAGGGGAAUGACAAAGAUUGCAACGUACCUUUGAAACUACCUUCAAAGCUGAGGAGGAAAGGGAAGAGAAUAAAUUUAAAUAAUCAACUAGGAGAGAUGAAGGAAUCUGAAAAUGAUUGUGUAAUAGCAAUUAAUAGUGAUGACAGCAGCAGAGAAACAACAGGACCAAGACAAGAUGCUAAUGAUUUUACUGCCACCUCUACUUCAGUUCACCAAAACUGUGCAAAAGAAUUAGUAGAAGAUGGUCUGCAAAGUGAGAACAUCUCAAACAAUGUCAUGUACAGAAAAAAUGCUAAGAAAGUUGGCUCUGAAAUAAAUGCAGUGAAAAAUAGCAUAAGAAAAUCGAGGAAAAGGAAGCACAAAGUAAAUAUGGACUUGUCUGAAAGUUUUUCAUCUGAAAAUCAGAUGAAUGAAAAUCCUAGAAAGGAGCCUAAAGAUAAGAAAAAGAUGGUAUCUCCUAAAAUCGAGUGUGAGGUUACUAUUAGUGACUCAAGUUUUGAAGCUCAGAUGGAUGAUAAGCCGUCACAGGUAAAUGAGAGUGUAAUAACUGUGUCAUUUGAGGACUUCUUGAAGAGUCAAGGAGAAGAUGGUAUAGAUCAUGGUGAAGCAGGCACAAAGCUAACACUGGACAAUUCUGUUAGGGCAAAUGAAACUGUCAAAACUGAUGGCAUUAGUGAUCCCGAAAAGUGUGAGGAGCAACAGCCCCUGCUUAAAACAGUCACUGUCCUUGCGCAAAUUCAUUCUGUUCCCCCUAAAUUGCCUUCUCUACGUAUGGAGCAUAAAGCUUCCAGGAAACUAGCUUCCAUUUUUUUGAGGCAAAAAGGUUGCGUGGGGGAAAAAGAAAGCAGCCUGCCUCCCUCGGAGAAUGAACAAACUGAGCAAACUACUCAGAAAAGAAAAUCUAAUGUUGUUAUUGAGGAAGAGGACUUGGAGUUGGCUGUGCUCGAGACUGCAGGAUCAGAAUCUUCAAGGUCGAAAUGUUCUGCAGAAGAAAGGCAUCAGUUUAUGAAAGCCUUUCGACAACCACCCUCAGAUGUAAUAAAAACUGGAGUUAAAAAGGCACCUGGAAAACCAAAACAAACCAUUACAAAGCCUUCAAAAGAAGUUAUAGAAGGAGGUGCCCUUGCUUCAAAUAGGGGAUUAGAAAGUGAAAUAACAGAAGAUUAUGUGGACAAGCAUUCACCUAGUAGCCCUGAAAACAAUAGAACUAAAACCAAAAGAGCUAAAAAGCUUCAGAAAAAUGGAAAUGGGCAAAAGAAGGCCUUGAAAAGUAAGGAAAUAAGUAUCUCAAAAACUAAUGAUCCUAGCAAAGAUGCGUGUUCAGAAGCUAAUGUUCACACAGAGGACAGUGGCUUAGACGUAAGAGUUUCAUCAAGUCCAAAAGUGAAUGAGUUAAGGAGGAGUUUAAGAAAAAAGAAAAUUGAAACAUCCAAAACAGUUACACCAAAAAAAGACAGAAUUAAAAAUACCCUUUGUGAAAAUGAGCUAAGUGAUAGUCCUUUACAGACUUCCACACCAAAAGCAAACAAGAAAUCCUUGAAGAAAAAUAAUGUCUAUAAGGCUGAGGUGAUUACAGUACCAUUUGAGGCAAACAGCCCAAUAAGAAUGAGAUUUACACGGAUCAAUGCAACUAAAAAAUUAAAUAAAGCUGAAGCAAUGAAAAAUGAAGAACUUGCAGCCAAAAAUAUAAAGAUGAGCUCUACUUCUAAAAAUAUAUCCAAAGCAAAACAGUUGGUCGAAAAAGCAAAGGCCAGACAGCAUAAUAGAGCCAGGGCUAAGGAAGACUCGAUGCCGGUGAGGCGCUCGUCUCGACAGCAGGCUCUUGCUGAAAAGAAAAAGCUACACGACACUGACGAAUCGGUAAUAAUUCUAGAUUCAAGCCUGAGUGAUAUCACUGCUGCAACGCAUAGUAUGAAGCAGAAACAGAAGAAUCUUCGAAACCUCAAUGAUGUUCUAGGGAAAAAGUCUCAAAAUAUGAAGGUUACCAAGAACUCAAAUGGAAAACCAAGCUGUCCACCUUCAUUCCUAGGCAAAAAUGUUAAAAAAUCUGUGGAUGAGCCAAUUAUAAUCUUUGAUGAAAGCAGCCAAGAUGCAUCUGAAAAUUCUCAAGAUGGAGAUCAGUUCAGAGCGAAACGUGAGUUCUUGAUGAGUGGUUUGCCAGAGCUACUGAAAAGACAGAUUGCGAAGAAGGCAGCGGUGCUGGAAGCUUACUCUGUUGCAAGUUCCUCUUUCAAGACAGUUGUCCAUGUGCAGCAGAAAGAUGAGUGUUAUCCAUUGUGGAAAUUGAAAUCACCAUCGUGUCCUAUAUUAACUAAACUAAGGAAACUGAAUACUGAAGUCACUAAUGUCACAAAUAUCACUAUCUCACUUGGUGAAUUUUCAACUAUGAAUACAAAACUAUGUGGAAACCCUUCUGCACCUGUGUUCUCUAACCAGCGAACAGUUUUUCCUGAAAUAUUCCGAAAACACUUACUCGAUGAGAUCAUGUUCUCCAACUCCCAAUUUCCUGUCAGAAAAUACUUCUACAAGCUUCUGAAAAAGCAAGCGGAACAAUUGCUUUUUGGAAACAAUCUGCAAGAAAACAACAAUAGCACUGUGAAGUCUGAGGUAAAUCAAAAGCGCUCUGAGAACUGGAAAGAAGCUAAAAGGAAAAGAAAAGAAACUGAAGACCACAAAUCAAAAAGAAGAAAACGAAUUGAAGAUUCAGUGGCUGAGAUGAAAUCCAAAGUUGCCAGAAACGUUAGUGCUGCUGUAGGUGGGAAAACAGAAGCAGAGACAGGACUAGCAACAUGUGCAGAGGAAAACAAGACCCAGAAGGCAAAUGUUGUAAGAGAAGGCGCUGAAGCUUCCUUAGAGCCAAAUGUCAUUUCAGGUGGUGAAAAGGAAGAUGUUCUCUGGACAGAAAAGUAUCAGCCUCAAGACUCCAGUGAACUUGUAGGGAACAAGAAAGAAAUCGAAAAGCUGCACAGUUGGCUAAAAGAAUGGAAAAAAAGAGCUGAUUGGGAAGAAAAAAGAAAUCAGAAAAGGGCAAAGGAGGACAAGGAACAUGAAGAUUCUUUGGACAGUCUUGACUUUAAAGAUGAUAAAUCUGAUAUUGAGGAAGAGACCAGCCUCUGUAAUACUGUUCUGAUCACUGGUCCACCAGGAGUGGGGAAAACUGCAGCAGUGUAUGCUUGUGCUCAAGAACUUGGUUUUAAGAUAUUUGAAGUUAAUGCCUCUUGCCAGCGCAGUGGUAGACAGAUACUCUCUCAACUAAAAGAAGCUACUCAGUCUCAUCAAGUGGACAAAAAAGGCGUAAAUGCACAUAAGCCUUGCUUCUUUAACAGCUGUAGCAGUGUCAAGUCACCAAAAAAAAUAUACUCACCUAAGAAAGCCCUUUCGCCAAGAAGACCUCCACUUUCACCAAGAGGAGCAAAACGAAGCUUACCUCCUAAAACAUUGGCCAACUAUUUCAAAAUUUCUUCUAAACGGAAGAAUAAUGACGAAAUAAUACCAUCGCAAGAAAAAGUUAAAGAAAAUAAUCAGGACUCAUGUGAAGAAAAGAAAGAUGCUGAAAUUAAGUCAGUAAACAAAGAAGUUGAAGGAGGAGAAGACAACAGAAAAAGUGCAACAUCUCUCAUUCUCUUUGAAGAGGUAGAUAUAAUAUUUGAUGAAGAUGCAGGGUUUCUCAAUGCAAUAAAGACAUUCAUGGCAACUGCAAAGAGGCCUGUAGUUCUUACUACUAAUGAUCCAACAUUUAGUUUAAUGUUUGAUGGCUAUUUUGAAGAAAUCAACUUUAGAACCCCUUCCUUGGUAAAUGCUGCUAGCUAUCUGCAAGUGCUGUGUCUGGCUGAAAAUCUGCGAACAGAUGUGAAAGAUUUGGCUGCUUUGUUAACCACCAAUAACUGUGAUAUCAGACAAAGUGUUCUCUUCUUACAAUUUUGGAUUAGAAGUGGAGGUGGAUAUUUGAAAGAGAAACAUUUGGCACUCCAUGGAGGAGAUGAGACAAGUAAGACAGAUGAAGUGCUUAAUUCUGAAAAAACUACUGAUUCCAAGACUGAUUCUUCUCAAGCUGAUACAGAUCUCUGGGAGAUUCCGAAAUGUGAUACAGGCUGUGUGGAAACAUUGCUUGGCCUAAAGAAUAUCUUGUUGCCUUCAGAAGACUUGUUUACAUUUCUUCAGCACAAAAUCACAACCAUGGAUGACUGGAAUAAAUUGAUACGGCUUCUCACAGAAUUCCAGAUGAAGAAAGUGGAUUUUAUAUAUAGUAACCUUGAAUUUAUUCUUCCGUUGCCAGUGCAUUUUCUUCCAAAACAGUCCGAGACCUCUAACCCUAUACUACUUGAAAGGACUACUGUAGUUUCUUCAAAUAACAAAACUAUUAAUAGUUCUUGCACUGGGAAAAGCAGCGCUGGAAAAAAGGCUAAAAAGAUAAAGAACCAGAAAAGGCUUGAUAUACUGGAUGACAGUGAUUUAUUUGAUACUGGACUCAACUACUCGGCUGAAUUUAUAACUUUGCCAUCAGAUACUCCUAUAUCAUGUAUUGAGGAAAACAAAGAGGAGUUAAAAUUGAUGGAUAAAGAAGAAAAAACGGAAAUUAAAAGAAAAACAAGUGAGAAGAGCUGUGCGGUUGUCUUUCAGUGUCUGAAUUCACUGACUGAAUUUGUGGAGAACAUGUCAUUUUUAGAUUGCUGUAUAAACACUAAUACCAAGGAACCACUGGAGUUUUCUAAAGAUGAAGGGUUUAAUUGGACAAAUGGCAAAAUCAAAAAUGGUCUUUCGGAUGAAUUCAGUGUAGAAAAUACUGAUUGGUGGUGUUUCCAGAGCUGUAGUGAACUCAAGGCAACUAUUGAAGCUCUCAGUUUUUACAAAUGUUCUCAUAAUAUUUCAAAAGACUUGGAGGCCUCUUUGGGUGCCAGUAAAACACCCAAAAGUGAGGAGCUUGAUGGACUUGUGUUACCUCUUUCAAACACGAGAAAUCAUGUGUCCUUCAGCCAGGCAGCUGAUUCAAGCAUUCACAAGAAAGCACAGAAGAGGCAGGAAGUCAUCAGAACUGUGUUUUCCAGAACGCCUUUAAACCUGGGUAAUAAACAAGCCAGCAUAGUCGAAUAUCUCCCAACUCUUCGCAAUAUCUGUAGGUCUGAGAAGCUUAAAGAGCAAGGAAAAACUAAAAGAAGGUUCUUGCAUUAUCUUGAAGGAAUUCAUCUUGAAAUAUCCAGACAAACAAUAAACAGCCUGUCUUUUGAAUUCCCUUGAAAUGGCUAAGAGCAGGAUUACUCUGUGUGAAUGAUUCUGAUAGUGGUACCUCACCAUAGCUUGAGUUUCUUUUUCUUUUCUCACACAUUAUUGUAUAUUCAGAGCUGUUUGUAUAUUAAAUUUCUAUAAAUAUUUAAAAUAAUGUAUAUACCUGCUGUCAUGAUACUGCUUUUCACAGCUGAAAUGUGGUUUUUGGUGCUUGUCCAGUGUGUUUAGAGUACUAAAUGCACAGACUAAUCAGGACUACUUCAUAUUUGUGUCAUGUGGCAAGAAGUGCUUCUGUGAUGAGCGGCUGGCACAACUUUCCUUAUAAGCUUAUUUUUCCAGGGAAACCGCUUCACUAUGAUAGACCUUCUGAAUUUGCACGUAAGUGCUGAAUAACCAGUAUAAGAGGAUAAGAAGAAUGUCAACUUCUAAAACCAAGUCUUGUUUCACUGUAACAACGGGGUAACAGUCACUGCAAAGCGUGUGCCUUAAUGUACAUACACUUGUAUACAGUGGUUUCAGUUCAUUCACUGUUUACAGCUGUCAGACUUUCAUAUUAAUUGGUUAAAGUAGUAGGGAAAUGAUGACUUCAGCUCAAGAGGGACUCAAACAUUAGCCAAGAUUUUGUAAAUAACAAUUUUACCAGUGUUACUUUGCAUUCAGUAAUAUUUAAUUACUUCUAAUCUUGUAUAUUCUAUUUUUAUACUGCAUUUUGCA
This is a messenger RNA of Nothoprocta perdicaria, 6123 nucleotides long. It is a transcript of the gene ATAD5, whose product is annotated as ATPase family, AAA domain containing 5. Gene Ontology annotation, molecular function: ATP hydrolysis activity; DNA binding; DNA clamp unloader activity. Bases 283 to 5421 code for a protein of 1712 amino acids. The transcript is spliced from 22 exons. The record is from RefSeq and is a predicted model, not a curated record. Gene Ontology annotation, cellular component: nucleus. Lineage: Eukaryota; Metazoa; Chordata; Aves; Tinamiformes; Tinamidae.